AUGUUUUAUAUAAUUAAGAAUGUAAUACGAAACACAAAAUGCGUUGACAAUGUAAAGUCAAAAUUCCUUUUAAAUGAACUAUGCUUAAAACAUGAAAAGGAAAUAAAUCAUAAAUUAAGUCCCUCUAGUUACUCUCCUUCGAAUUUGUUUUUUAAUGACAUAUCAAUAAACUUAGAAAAUGUAAAAAAUAAAGAAAAUAAUGUUCUCCUUUUUAAUAAAGUUAGAAAUGAUAAGAGGCACAGAAAGCGAGCCUUUCAAAAAAGAGGGUAUUGGAAGAAAAUGCAUUACUUUGUAAGAAAAAGUAACAUGAUGUGCUUUGCAUUUAAAGUUCAAAAUAUAGAUUACGAAAAAAUUAAAAAACUAAAAAGAGGAGAAAUAUAUUCAAACUAA
This is a messenger RNA of Plasmodium vinckei vinckei, 390 nucleotides long. RefSeq names its product conserved Plasmodium protein, unknown function. NCBI's taxonomy places the organism in Eukaryota, Apicomplexa, Aconoidasida, Haemosporida, Plasmodiidae. The coding region runs from base 1 to 390 and encodes 129 amino acids. The transcript has 2 exons. The record is from RefSeq and is a predicted model, not a curated record.